Stylophora pistillata is the source of this 7597-nucleotide messenger RNA. RefSeq lists its product as uncharacterized. Gene Ontology annotation, cellular component: cytoskeleton of presynaptic active zone; presynaptic membrane. The record is from RefSeq and is a predicted model, not a curated record. Gene Ontology annotation, molecular function: transmembrane transporter binding; small GTPase binding. Lineage: Eukaryota; Metazoa; Cnidaria; Anthozoa; Scleractinia; Pocilloporidae. Gene Ontology annotation, biological process: positive regulation of synaptic transmission; calcium ion-regulated exocytosis of neurotransmitter; regulation of membrane potential.
AUAGGCAGUGUUGUGGGUUUAACAAGAAUUUUUUGCUGGGCAUGGGGAGAAUUUUGUAAAGAAUGAAUGAAAAAUUACGAUGGAAGUGGAAACGUGGAAGCCUAAGCAUCAACUUAGAUAGCGAUUUGCAGUAUAUUAGGAGCUCAAAUAUCUGUUUAGCGCGGACUUGUUCGCUGUUCUGAGGCGAAUCCUCAAAAAUUCACGCAAGGUUUUUCCUGACGUUCCUUGGUUAGGAUGAGAAAAAUGGCUGGUUUUCGAAUGCCGGCAUCUCCUCCACCUCCAGAUCUCUCGAAUUUGACCGAGGAGGAAAAGGAAAUCAUUCAGUCCGUGUUGGAACGGCAAAAACAAAUGGAAGAAGAAACAAACCAGUUGCAACUAUCCCUACAGAAGGAGGUGGAAAGUUAUCAACAUCGGGUCGAAAGAAAGACUGGUCAAGCACAAGUGGAUUCUGGUCCAAAGGAGGACAAUGUUUGCGAAAUUUGCCACAAGACUAAAUUUACUGAUGGUGCCGGAAAAGAGUGCAAAUAUUGUAAACUCAAAGUCUGCGCACGAUGCGGUGUUCAAGUUACUAUUCCUGGUACAAAACAGACUUCGCAAGGACAGGGGCUGUCUCUCUUUACCAACUUGAUACAAGACUUCAAGACUCUUGCGCUAGGUCCUGAGGUGUCAUGGGUGUGUCUUGUGUGUCAGAAGAAGCAAGAAAUGCUCACUAAAACUGGUAACUGGUUUGGACCUGCAAUAACUACCAAUGAAAAUAAACCAAGCAAUGACUCUGACUUAAAAUUAAGUGAGUUUAGAGCAAUUCCAACAGAAGAAGAUAAACGAGCUAUGAGGCGACAAGGUUCCUUACACAGAUCUGACUCUGGAAGGGGGAGUGGGAGACGAGCAAAAGGGAAGGAUAGUGAACGCAAUCGGUUUCGUAGGCCAUCAGUUUCUGACGAGGAGAUUGAUUCACUUCAUGAGACACCCCCUGGGAGCCCAGCUUACUUGAGCGACGAUGAGUUGUACAGACCAGAUGAAAAUAAAGUAAGACGAAAAGUUGUAAAAUUCAAGGGGCACGAAGAGCUAGAUCAUACUCCUCGUGGCCGUGCAGGUAGUGGAAUGCCAAACAUGCAGAGGGCCGGUCCCAUGAAUCAAGGACCAGGAAGAGGACUGGCAGUACCUGGUCAAGCUCAAGGAAUGAGAUCAGGACAACCUCAGCAACCCCAGGGACCAGGUGUCAGACCAGGUGGUCCUCCUGGUGGACCUCAUGGUAGGGGAAUACAUGGUCCAGGCUCUCAACCAGGAAUGCACCCGAACUUUCCACCUCAGCAACAGAAUUCAAGCUUUACUCCAGUUGGACAUCCAGGAAACUCUUCUGCUGCACGAGGAACUUUGCCAGCUACUCAGCAGCAGGUUCCCAGAGGAGCAAUUGCUCCAAAUCAACCCAGACCUGGUUUUGGGAUGAGAGGGCCUCAACAACAGCCAAGAUUUCCAGUACCCCAACAACAAGCUGCAGGUGGUUAUGGCAGAGCUGUACCACCAGGAAGCCAACCUGCUGCUCCCUUUCCAGGACAAGUUGAUGGAAAACCUGGUCAUGGAAGAGGGGUUCCACCUGGCCCCCAACCUGGCAACCAUCUGGGUCCACGGCCAGGAGGACCACCUGUUGUUGGCCAUCCGUCAAUGGACAAUAGGCCAAGACAACCAGGAAGUUUUCCUCCAAAUCAUGUUGGAGGCCCCCACCCAGGGCUAGCUAGCCCAAGACCUGGUGACCGCAUGGGACCCCAGCAGAGUCCAAGAACAGGUGCACCACCAGGAAUGACUCAGAUGGGGCCAAGGAUGACUGCCAGUGGGCAGUCCCGUCAUGGAAUGCCAGCUGGUCAACAGAGUGGCCAGCCUCAGCAUCCAGGUCAGUUAGGCCCACCAAGGCUAAAUUUGGGUCCUGAUCCAGCAAAAAUGCAAAUGCAGUCAGGGUCUCCAAGGCAAGGACCUCCACUGGAUCAACCUCCUAAGGGCCCAUCUGGCUCUCCUCUUAUGGGACCUGAUCAAAUGAGAGGUCCAAUGAGUUCACCAAGGCUAGGUACUCCGAGAAACCAUGUAGGGGUACCCCAGCCAGGUUCAAAUCCAGAGCAAGGAAGGGGAAAGGUAGAUGGCAUGCCUGAUCAAACAAGGGGGCGAUUGGGACCAUCUCCACAGGAGCAAAGACUAGAACAGCAACCAAGAGGACCCUAUGGAAAUCAACCACAGGGCUCUCCCUUGGACUCCUCAAGGGGCCAGUAUGGACCUUCACAACCAGGUCGUCCUGUAGACCAAGGAAAGCUAAGGGCUAGUUCUGUUGAUAAAGGUCCAAUGGUAGAUCAGUCAGGGAGGCAACAUUUGCCUGAUUCUAGAAAUGGAUUUAGUCCUGAGGCUCAGAAUGUUGGAAGUCAGAGAUUUCCGGAACAGCAUGCUCAAGGUGCACAGCAAAGGUCUGACAGCAGAAAUGUCCAUACACAUGAUAGCUCCAUGAUGAAUGGAAGAAUGGGACCCUCCUUCUCCAACAGACAGGAGAGAAUGGAGUCAAGACCUGUCACAGGUGAUUCUGAACAGCAUGGCAUGCUGGGCCAGUCACCAAGACCAACAGACAGACCUGGAUAUCGAGAAGGUGUCAGAUCAUUUGAUGAGGAGCCAGAUGGCAGAAGGAGCCCUCAGAGGAGAAUCUCACUUGAUGAGCCAAGAGACAAGAGUAACUUGUUCUUUAAAGAUGAGCCACCUUCAAUGCAGGAUCGAGAGUCUUUGGGUGACAGAUUUGUCAGUGCUCUUUCUAUUAAGAAAUCUACUCCUCCAUCCUCUUCCUUCUCCUCUUCUCCUUCCAUGCCUAUGGCGCCUUCUGCUGUUGUCAGUAACCUUGUCAGCUCUGUCAAGAAAUCUGAAAUAAUUCCUGCUGUUAAGACCAACACAGACCCCUCACAGACCUUUGUUAAGUGGUCUGCUCCUGAUGAAGAAAACAAGUGUUUAGGUGAAGUGCUGCUCACAAUAGACCCAAAAUACAAGGGCUCAUCAACUGAUCCGUAUGGUGCAUAUGGUCUAAAGGUGAUUGGAGGAAAGAUGACAGAAGAUGGGAAACUGGGAGCUUUUAUCACUGAGAUUAGAAAGGGAGGCCCAGCCGAGAGACAAGCCAAGCUUCAAAUAGGUGAUGAAAUUCAGGACUGGAAUGAACAGUCUUUAGUGGACUGUACGUUUGAGGAAGUGGUGGAAAUUAUCAACUCAUCCAUGGAAGACAAUCAAGAUAGCAACGAACUUCACCUCAUUGUGUGUAGAGAUAAGAGUAAAUUUCCAGCUAGGACCUCCCAGUCACCCGAUAAGUCACCAAGGGGGCAAGAACAAAAGAGGGAAUCUCCUAAGCAGGUCCCUACCAGAGAGUCCCCUGUGAAAAGAGACCGGAUGUCCCCCUCUUCAGCUCCCGUGUCACUUCAACAGGACAGAAAGCCACAGGACACCAGAAGGGAAGAGACCCCAGUCGUACCAACACAGAGGGAGAAUGGGCUUAUGUCAACUGGUAGAAGUCAGUCUUCUUCUUACGAACCACCCACAGAUGACGAUUUCUUCUUCGGAGGCGGUCCUUUACCGGAUGAAAAACCGAACAAGUCUGUCAAACAGACUGGUGCAGGACAAGCCCAAGGACAAGGACAAGGACAAGGACAAGGAAAAGGAUCCAGAGUUACAGGUCGUAUACAGUUAAAACUGUUUUAUGACGAGGAUGCUGCAAACUUGAAUGUAACAGUGGUAGGAGCUGAUGGCCUGGCUCCUAAGGAGACCACCACUCCACCUAACCCUUAUGUUAGGAUAUACUUUCUACCGGAUAAGAGCAUGCAGAGUAAAAGACGAACAAAGACAGCGAUGAAGUCUUUCAAUCCCAAAUGGAAUCAGACUUUUGUUUAUCCAUGCAGGCCGCAGAAGUUCAGUGGCCGUGCUCUCGAAGUAACCGUAUGGGAUUAUGAUAAAGUUGGUUCAAGCGAGUUUAUCGGGGAGGUUGUUUUGAGCAUGACAGAGGCAAACCUUGACGGUAAUGGGUACUGGUACCCACUCAAAAACCACGAAGACGACAAUGACCCUCUGGUGCCGCCCACUCCUAAUCAGUCCCCUCACAACUCAUUCAGAUUUAAGGGUGCGAGGGGAGCUGGUGAACCAGGAUCCGAUCAAGCUGGUCCGACCGGUUAUGGCAGUGAUUACGAGGAAGAGUCGAGGUAUACUCCAAACGGACCGGUAACUAGCUCCCAGCCUCCAUUCAACCCACCCGAGAAUGACCUGCUCAAGCAACAGUUGAUUGAUCAUCAUCGAGACAGUCCCAGACCUCCGUUCAGCCAACAACAGAUGGUACAAGCGUACACUGCCAAGCCAUACCAUACGUCUCCAAACCAUCCGUCCCAGUCUCCUCAGGCAGUCUCUAGCUACCCCCAUUAUGCUGCUGACCCCAACAGAGUGCCGGCGCAACAGACUAGACCAAUGCCUCACCAACAUGGACCUGGUCGCUUUCACGACGAUCGCAUGUCCCCGAGUAUGCAUGGUUAUACCUCCCCCGGAACGUAUUCCCCUGGUAGAAUGUCCCCUAGCGGAGGCCCCGGGGCUAAAAAGUCCCGCAUGUUGCCUCAAUUGCCUUCAGGACGCGAACCUAUGGACGAAGAAGAGCGGGCCCGAGCUGUUAAACAGAAAUUAAAAGAUGUGGACCCUGCAAGAGCUAAAUUAGUCGUUGGCGGCGCCAAAGGCCGGAUGGGAUAUGGUCAGGCCCCAGACUCCGUGUUUGCACAAAACGAGGGCAUGUAUGACCCGGGCAUGUCCCCGCGACCUGGGCGCCAGUCUCCGAGGCCCAUGGCCAGAACGGGGAGUCCGUCGUCCUUACCAGGUCAUAAGCAUUCUCUGGGGAUGCCCCCACAUCAUCAGGGGCUACACACUCCUCAAGACCGCAUGUAUUCACCUGACAUGCCACCGCAUGACCAUGGAGUACCGUAUGAAAGUCACAGACGACCCCAGGAUGGAAGGCGGCGCCGUAACAGUUUAAGCAACUUGCCAAACCUUGACUCAGAAAGCGAGAGGCCAAGAAGUCCAUUCCCGAUCCCGAGUCCAGUCCCUCUCGGUCACGGGAGAAGUCAGAGCAGCUCAAGCUUACACGAUAAAGAUCGCGGGCUCCCAAACGGCAAACUGCUGGCUCGUGAAGAAGCUCGUUCCGGCAGUCUUAAUAAUCUUCAUGUCUUCCCUACAGGCAGUUACAUCAAGCCAUCCCGCGGGACGGGACGUAGCGAGAGCUUUGGCGGAAGUGGGAGGAGCAGUCGGUCGUCAUCUAUCGCGAGUGACAGGAGCGGAAGCUUGAAUAGUAUACCAGGCUCGGUUACUAGUGUUGAGAGUAGUCCUUGGGUUCCGCCCGGAAUAAAACUUGGCAACGAGGGUCACCUGAAUGAUUUUAUCGAUGGCUUGGGUCCAGCGCAGAUUGUUGGGCGCCAAGUCCUCGCGUCGCCCUCCAUGGGAGACAUCCAACUGGCGCUUUACAACAGGCGAGGGGUGUUAGAAGUUGAGGUCAUCAGAGCCAAGGGAUUGCUACCGAAACCUGGCUCGAAAAUUCUACCAGCGCCUUAUGUCAAAGUGUACGUCAUGGACGGUAAACGCUGCCUAAUUAAAAAGAAAACCAGAACCGCAAGAAGAACUUUAGAACCUUUAUAUCAACAACAACUCGAGUUUAAGGUAGAAUUCACCGGAAAGACACUGCAGGUUAUUGUUUGGGGAGAUUACGGGCGCAUGGAUAGAAAAGUAUUCAUGGGUGUUGUACAAAUUUUACUCGACGAGUUAGACCUUAGUAACCUUGUCAUUAGUUGGUAUAAACUGUUUUCUACGUCGUCAAUGUGUGACCCACCCCUCCCAUCGCCUUCCUCCCCACUCGGUAGUGGGUCGCCAAAAAAGUCCCCAGGCCCGUCGCCAAGGGAUUCAAUGAAUCCAGGUGUACCCAGUCCUAUGCGCAUGACGUCACCGAUGCCCACUAUCAUCCCGCCACCAGGUCACGUGCACAAUAUGGACGAAGAGGGAGACUAUGUUUGAGUCGCACGCUUGUAGGACGUGGAUUCGGCUAAGAGUGGCGACGGUGGAAUUCUGGGAAUUUUGUUUGAGGUAAAAGUGGCGUUCGGUUUUGAAAAGGUCGUGGUUCAUGAAGAAAUAGACGAUGUGUUAAAUGCUUUUUACCACGAAAACGCUCUAUGUGCGAAAUAGACUGAAAAUCAGUUACAUUUGUAGUUACAUUACGAACAAUUUUAAAACUGAGUUGUACAAGAGACGUGACAAGCUGACGUCGCCCCAAGCCUUCAGUCGACUCAUCUCAGGGUGAAACUGACAACGAUCAUGUGACUAGUUAUUAUGUAAGUAACAAAGUUGAUUGGUGAACUUGUCCUUAAUUCCUCUCUUAAUCAAGAACAAACCAAAAAAGGAAAAUUGAACAACGUGCUUCUAAGAACCACGAACUAGGGUUUAAAGGAAAAAUAUCUUUGGAUAAAAAAUAUCGUUUAUCAUUGAACAAGCCGUUUUAAAAUGGUUCUUUGAAUUUACCUCUUGAUUGAAAAAAAAAAAAGAUCCGAAGCAAAUAUUUUUGAACUAUUAAGCAGAAGUCGUUUACUUUGACGUGGCUAUUUAUGGUUACUGCAACAUUUAAUGUGCCAUGAAGUGCCCGUUGAUCUCGUAGCUUAACUAUUUUGACCAAGCUGUGGGCCUUAAAGCUCACUGUGUUAUUUAAAGCUCUGUUUAAAUCUUUUAACUUCCCUGAUCUGGUUAGCAAUUCUCUGUACAAGCUGCUUAGUGUAUGUUUCCUUGAUAAAAGUGGAUGAGAAUGGAAUGUUGCCUGAAAGAUAACGCCCUUCAACUGUUGAGCAUGUUAAUUCCCAUCACCUGUUUCCUGGAUAAUGUGUAGCCAUUGUAUGGAGAAUCAAUUUUUCAAUCUUCUGAAAAUUAAAGAUUUGAUUCCUUAGCUCAGUGCUGUUUACAAAAUAGAUAUUUAUGAUUGUGCUAAUCAUGGGGAAUGCAGAAAUAUGUUAGGUAUAUGAAUUUAGGGUUUUAAAUGGUUUUUUUUUUUCUUUAUUGGUAAAUGUCUUAGUUUAUUGUCAGCAGCGCUUGCGUGGGGCGUCACUCAACUAUUCCUUGAUAAGAAACGCAGCGUGAUAAAACAGUUCAGUGUGCGCGGAGUUCUUGACGACCAAGCCCUUGCAGGGCUCAACCGUCACGCGACAACUGAAUCACCUCAGGGUUUGAACGUAGCGUGACAGCCUAAUGUUCACUGAAUCGAAACGGCGUGACGUAAGGGUAUUGCGUGACAAAUCAUUAGUAGUAAAAAGUAAAUAGGACAUUUCGUAAGAGAAGAUAACUGAAGAAAAGAUUAAUGUAAGUAAAAUAUAGAUUUUUAUUUAAGUAGCGUUGGGUUGUUUUGACCGAUAUAGUUAUGUAUUGAACAAGCAUCUCAUUUAAUUUCACGUUUCACUUUACCAAAGUCUGGUAGUGGAAAUAUGGACGAGAAUGAUUCUCAAUAGUCCUUUUCACAGUUGUGGGCUUGGUGGCCAAACCUUUGAACAGGAGUGAGGCUUAGGGUGACCUUGUUAUGAUAGAGAUG